UUUUUUAGUUUUUUUCUUUCCUUUUUUUCUAUCUAUCUCCCUUUUUGGUUUCCGUUUUGCCAUUGGGGGCCUUCCUCGCUUUCCCACUUUGCGUCUGACAUCUACAUACUACAUACCUACAGUAUCUAGCAACGGCAUUGGCUAGCUGUUCUACUUUCUACUACAUACCUAGUACCUAACCUAGUGAAUAUCUCUAGCUUAUCAACGCACUCGCCCUUAAUGCACCUCCACAGAAACUACUGUAGGUAUUGAGGAUUCUAUACCCGUUCCAUUCCAACGAAGUGGGCUCGCGGUUGGUUAUCUAUCUCCCCUGGGAUUUGCAUGCCAAAAAAAAUAUGUAUGUGUGUAUGUAUGUAGAUGAGGUGAGAUAGGUGAGAGAUAACAGGAUUCGAUCUAGGCACUUUUAUACAGGGCGGCAUUGGGUAGAGGAAGAAAAAAAAAAGGUGAAGAAAUGUGUGUUAAGGAGUUAGUAACCUGAUGUAUAAUGCCCGUUGGAGAUAGAGCGGGAUGCUACUAGGUAGGCAAGUAAAGUCGGUAAGUAGUAGGUAGGUAUAACACUCCUUAAAACAUGUAGACAACCAAUAUCCUCCUCACCUCCUAUUUCCUGGUUUGCUCGAGUUUUUAUACCAUUCCAAACUGUCGGAUCCCUUAAAAUCAACCCCCCCCCCCCCCCCCCCCCCUCACAAUGGCGGACGACCACUCGUCAACGACCCUGACCCCCGUGUCUCCAAACCCCUCCAACUACGCCGCCGACGAAACGACCGCCCUCCUCCCCAAGCCCCCUUCCUCGUCUUCUUCUUCGACCAAUGCGGAGAGCAGUAGUAGCCAAGCAGUCCCCGAAUACCGACAAUGGCUCUCCGAAAUAUGGCUCCUGACCAAGACCUCGAUCCCCGUGAUAAUGGCUUACACGUUGCAAAACAGCCUGCAGACCAUUUCCGUCCUGAUCGUGGGCCGGCUCUCCCCCGAGGCGUUGGCGACGGCUGCGUUUAGCUAUAUGUUCGCACAGGCCUCCGGCUGGCUAAUCGCCAUGGGCGGCACCACCGCGCUCGACACGCUCGCCUCAACAAGCUUCACCGGUUCAACCGACAAGCACGACCUCGGCGUACUUCUGCAGCGAGGGAUAAUCGUGCUGUCGGCCUUCUACGCCGUCGUAGCCGUGAUAUGGGGGUUUUCCGAGCCCCUGUUCCGCGCGCUGGGGCAAGAAGAGUUCAUCUGCGUGGAAGGUAGCAAGUUCCUGCACAUCCUGAUCCCGGGCGGGCUGGGGUACGUGUGGUUCGAGUCGAUGAAGAAGUACCUGCAGGCGCAGGAGAUCUACCGCCCAGGCACCUACGUCCUGCUCAUCACGUCGCCGCUCAACGCCCUGCUCAACUACCUCUUCAUCUAUCGAUUCGGUUUGGGCCUCCACGGCGCCCCGCUCGCUACGGGCAUCUCGUACUGGAUCUCCUUCCUCCUGCUCGUCGCCUACGCGACCUUCGUCCGCGGCCACGAGUGCUGGGGUGGCCUCGCCCCCCGACGCGCCCUCACCAACGUAUGGCCGUUUGCUCGCCUUGCCUUUUUGGGCGUCAUCCACGUCGGCACGGAGUGGUGGGCCUUCGAGAUCGUCGCGCUCGCUGCCGGCAGGCUGGGCACCAUCACGCUGGCCGCGCAGUCCGUCAUCAUGACCGCCGACCAGGUUAUCAACACGGUUCCCUUCGGUCUCGGGGUCGCUGCGUCAGCGCGCAUAGGCAAUCUUCUCGGCGCACAGAAACCCAAAGAGGCGCGGCGUGCGGCCCACAGUGCGGCGAUUCUGUCAACCAUUUUAGGCACUAUCAUCCUGACUAUUCUGAUGAGCACCAAAAAUGUCUUCGGCAGGAUAUUCAACGACGACGACCGUGUGGUCCAGCUGGUCGCCGAUGUGAUGCCACUGGUAGCGCUAUUCCAGAUCGCGGAUGGGUGGAACGGAAGUUGCGGCGGUGUGCUGAGAGGUAUGGGUAGGCAAUGGGUCGGUGCUCUCGUAAACCUGCUGAGUUACUAUGGCGGUGCGUUGCCGGCGGGGAUUUACCUGGCUUUUCAUGGAUGGGGUCUCCAGGGGCUGUGGAUCGGUCAGUGUGUCGCCUUAUAUCUGGUUGGGAUUCUCGAAUGGGUGAUUGUUAGUUGGAGCAACUACGAUAAAGAAGUUUCCAGGGCGUUGGAUAGACUUGAAUCCGAUGAGGGGAUUAGCACGCUGGGAACAGGGGAAAUCACUGCUCGAGGGGAAGUAUAAGUAAAGAUGAAAAAGGGGUUUGUCAUGUGGGAGGGAGUAGAGAAAAAGCGUCGUCUGUAUCACAACUUGAGUCCCGGAUGG
Molecule: messenger RNA, 2323 nt
Organism: Hypoxylon fragiforme
Lineage: Eukaryota; Fungi; Ascomycota; Sordariomycetes; Xylariales; Hypoxylaceae
Product: MATE efflux family protein
Exons: 2
Coding region: 686-2242 (518 amino acids)
Biological process (GO): xenobiotic detoxification by transmembrane export across the plasma membrane
Cellular component (GO): membrane
Molecular function (GO): antiporter activity; xenobiotic transmembrane transporter activity
Source: RefSeq, a predicted model, not a curated record